AUGGGCAAAUCCAAGGCUGCUGCUCAAGCUCAAGCUACUACAAAGGCGAAGCCUGCUGCGGCUGCUCCUGUAAAGGAGAAGAGCAAGAAGGACAAGAAAGCUGCCGCUCCUCCUCCUCCCAAGCCUGCCGAGUCGAGCGAUUCGUCCUCUGAAGACUCCUCUAGCGAGGAUGAGGCACCCAAGCCCGCAGCCAAGGCAAAUGGCACCGCUAAGGCGGCCCCAGUCAAGGCGGCUACCAAGGCUGCUACCAAGGCCGCUGAGUCUAGCUCUUCCGAGUCUGAUUCGGACUCUGAAUCCGACGAUGAGCCCUCUAAAGCUGCGGCCGUCAAGCCAAACGGCAAGGCCGCUGCCAAAGCCGGCAGCAGCGACUCGAGCGAUUCCGAGUCUGAAUCGGACUCUGAGCCUGCGAAACCCGCUGCUGUGAACGGCAAGUCUGCCCCUGCAAACAAGGACGAUAGCUCAGCAGCGAAUCGAGCGAUUCUGACGAUUCCGACUCGGAUGACAAGCCGGCCAAGGCAAAGGCCGCUGCUGCUAAGCCUGCGGCCAAUGGCAAACCUGCUGCUGCCGCUGCAAAGGAAGAUAAUCGAGCGACUCGCUUCACCUGUCAAGACCGCUGCUGCCAAGGCUAAGGAUUCGGACUCGAGCAGCGACUCAUCCGACUCGUCUGAGGAUGAAGAUGGUGAUGUUGCCAUGAAGGAUGCUCCCGCAGCUGGUGCCAAUGGCAAACGCAAAGCCGAAGAGCCCGCCCAAACACCCGCCAAGAAGGCCAAAACCGACACUGAAGCAGGAGAAUCCAACACCGUCUUUGUUGGCCGUCUCUCCUGGAACGUCGACAACGACUGGCUUGCUCAGGAAUUCCAGGGCUGUGGUACUGUCGUUGCAGCUCGCGUCCAAAUGGACCGUAACUCGGGCAAAUCCCGCGGUUUCGCAUACGUCGAGUUCUCGUCGCCUGCAGAGGCUCAGAAAGCCGUAGAAGAGAUGAACGGCAAGCAAAUCGACGGCCGUGAGGUCAACGUCGACAUCUCCCAGCCUCGUCAGCCCAACCCCGAAAAGCGGGCCCAAGUGUUCGGCGACUCGGAGUCUCAACCAAGCACCACGCUGUUUGUCGGAAACUUGUCCUGGAACACCACCGAAGACGGGCUCUGGACCGCGUUUGGCGAGUUUGGCGAUGUCACCCACGUCCGACUUCCUACCGACCAAGAGAGCGGCAAGCCCAAGGGCUUUGGGUAUGUCGAAUUCGGGGACCAAGAGGGUGCUACCAAGGCAUACGAAGCUAUGAAGGGCAAGGACCUCGACGGACGAACCUUGAGGUUGGACUACUCUCAGCCCCGAGGAGCAGGUGGAGCAGGCGGCGCACGCGGUGGCCGCGGUGGAGGACGUGGCGGAGGACGUGGCGGGUUCGGAGGCGAUCGUGGAUUUGGAGGCGAUCGUGGUGGACGAGGUGGUGGAAGAGGCGGCGGGCGUGGUCGCGGUGGAGGACGAGGUGGUCCCCGUGGUGGAGCUCGUACCGGUGGUGCUGUCGAGUUCAGGGGUAACAAAACCACUUUCUAA
Rhizoctonia solani is the source of this 1551-nucleotide messenger RNA. RefSeq names its product RNA recognition motif protein. Lineage: Eukaryota; Fungi; Basidiomycota; Agaricomycetes; Cantharellales; Ceratobasidiaceae. Bases 1 to 1551 code for a protein of 516 amino acids. Gene Ontology annotation, molecular function: RNA binding. The record is from RefSeq and is a predicted model, not a curated record. The transcript is spliced from 6 exons.